Molecule: messenger RNA, 5044 nt
Organism: Pongo pygmaeus (Bornean orangutan)
Lineage: Eukaryota; Metazoa; Chordata; Mammalia; Primates; Hominidae
Gene: XCR1
Product: X-C motif chemokine receptor 1
Exons: 2
Coding region: 99-1100 (333 amino acids)
Biological process (GO): positive regulation of cytosolic calcium ion concentration; cell chemotaxis; calcium-mediated signaling
Cellular component (GO): membrane; external side of plasma membrane
Molecular function (GO): C-C chemokine receptor activity; C-C chemokine binding
Source: RefSeq, a predicted model, not a curated record
AAGUGAAAUAUGAAACAGAGAAGCACCAUUUCUGCCUCAAGACGCAUGUAAAGAGGUGUAGAUUCAGAUGCUCUAAACGUCCCUGCCAUCUGAUCCAGAUGGAGUCCUCAGGCAACCCAGAGAGCACCACCUUUUUUUACUAUGACCUUCAGAGCCAGCCGUGUGAGAACCAGGCCUGGGUCUUUGCUACCCUCACCACCACCGUCCUGUACUGCCUGGUGUUUCUCCUCAGCCUAGUGGGCAACAGCCUGGUGCUGUGGGUCCUGGUGAAGUAUGAGAGCCUGGAGUCCCUCACCAACAUCUUCAUCCUCAACCUGUGCCUCUCAGACCUGGUGUUCGCCUGCUUGUUGCCUGUGUGGAUCUCCCCAUACCACUGGGGUUGGGUGCUGGGAGACUUCCUCUGCAAGCUCCUCAAUAUGAUCUUCUCCAUCAGCCUCUACAGCAGUAUCUUCUUCCUGACCAUCAUGACCAUCCACCGCUACCUGUCGGUAGUGAGCCCCCUCUCCACCCUGCGCGUCCCCACCCUCCGCUGCCGGGUGCUGGUGACCAUGGCUGUGUGGGUAGCCAGCAUCCUGUCCUCCAUCCUCGACACCAUCUUCCACAAGGUGCUUUCUUCGGGCUGUGAUUAUUCCGAACUCACAUGGUACCUCACCUCGGUCUACCAGCACAACCUCUUCUUCCUGCUCUCUCUGGGGAUUAUCCUGUUCUGCUACGUGGAGAUCCUCAGGACCCUGUUCCGUUCACGCUCCAAGCGGCGCCACCGCACGGUCAAGCUCAUCUUCGCCAUCGUGGUGGCCUACUUCCUCAGCUGGGGUCCCUACAACUUCACCCUGUUUCUGCAGACACUGUUUCGGACCCAGAUCAUCCGGAGCUGCGAGGCCAAACAACAGCUAGAAUACGCCCUGCUCAUCUGCCGCAACCUCGCCUUCUCCCACUGCUGCUUUAACCCGGUGCUCUAUGUCUUUGUGGGGGUCAAGUUCCGCACACACCUGAAACGUGUCCUCCGGCAGUUCUGGUUCUGCCGGCUGCAGGCACCCAGCCCAGCCCCGAUCCCCCACUCCCCUGGUGCCUUCGCCUAUGAGGGCGCCUCCUUCUACUGAGGGGCCUGUGGUGGUGCAGGCGCAGGUGCAGGUGGACAGGGACUGGAAUGGGGGUCAUGGAGAAGCGGGCCUGGAAGCAGCACUGCAGAACACAGCAGGGUGAAGACGUCACCUCCGCUGCAGGCGUGCAGUGAAGGUGAUUCAUUACACCAGUGGGUCCCACCAGCCUCUCAUCUGCGGGAAAGUGGCUUCCUACCUGGGAAUUUCAUACUGCCAUCCAAAAAAACAUUUCUUGAACUCUGAGUUCAUCCUGCACGCUCCUUCAUUUAGACAUGUGUUUCUAAUCAGUGUUUGGUUCAGAAGGUUCUAAGACAUGAAAGGAUUCUGGGAAAGGUGCUUCCUUAGAGACUUUACAGGGCCUAAAGCUCAUUGUGUGUGAUAACUGCACGAUGCUGACAAGACAGUGCCUCCCUUCCCUGACUGUAGGGUUGUCUCUACUGGUUUAUUCACUUUGGAGACGCCUGGCUCCAUAUUCCUCAAGUACUGCUGGAUGAGGCUGUCUGGAAGACAAAAGUCGCCAUACCCUGAGACAAACACAGUCAUGUUGAAAUCUGGAUUCUAAAAAUCCACAACUAGACUGGAGAAAUGUUCUGUAUCCUGGAUCCAAGUCCUAGCCCAUGAACUGGCCCUUAAAAAUUUAGCUCAUAAAUAUUUGAUUGAAGGAAUGAAUUUAAUAAGUGCUACCUUCUGCACUAAGUAUUUAUUCAGAGAAUACAAAGAUGAAUGAGAUACAGUUGCUACCCUCCAGGGGCCAACAGCCCAGCCCCAAAGGCUCACCUGCCUUGGUGAACACCCACCUUGGUGAAGGCAUCUAGGGUGGACUCCUCCAAAAUCUCAUCCUUCCCAGGUGGAUAGUGAGCUGACUUCAGAUUUAUCACUUUGCACCUAAAGUGUCCUCCUCCUAUUUGGUUGAUGGUGCUAGCUUCCCCCCACCCACCCACACUCCAAACCUCAAGUCCUCUUGAAGGCCUGUGUUUUCUUUUCCUCAACUCCCACAGCCAGGUCCAAAUGACCGUGCCUGUCUAGUGGCUUUCAGAGUUGACUCAUUCUUGCCAUUGCAUGCCUAUGGUUUCAUCCCUGAAACAGGGCCUCACUUCCUUGGCAUUUCCCCACUGCUCCUCUCUUUCCCCACCAGGCUGUCCUCUGCCCUUACACCAGGUGCUUCAAAACCCUUAGUGGCUCCUCAUUACUUACAAAUAAAGUCCGUACACUUUAGCAAGGCUUUCAAGGCCUCCACAAUCUGAUGCUAGCCAACUUUUCCAUUCUUAUUCCACUCUAAGCCUCCUCCCCACAGCAGCUUGGGAUCCAACCCCAAAACACCACUGGCCUUCUUUUAGACACAUAUCUCCCCAAUACCCUACCUCUAGGCAUUUGUCAUGCUGUCACCUGGGCCUGGAACAUGUUCUAGCUGACAGGCCAGCUCCUCCAGGAAGCCCUCCCCAAUCUGCAAAUUAGAACACUCUCUGGGUUGUCGUGGGAUUCUGCUUGUCCCCUCUAAAAUAAAACAACCUUGUGUUGUAGUUACACACAUGCAAUGUCUUAUCUCCCUGCCCCAUCAGGCUGCAAGCUGCUUGAGGGCAGGAACCUGGUCUUGAACUCCAGUGUUCUAUCACUGUGUGCUCAGUGAGAGCAAAGAAUCAACAGCUGUUAUUAUCCUUCAGAUUUAUGCUUCUUGGGGAGCCAUGCCCUGGGGCACACUUUACCUUCUUUGUCCCAGGCUGCUUGUCUAUAAAUAUUAACCUUUCUUUCCUAGUCUACACUCUCAGAGAGUAGUAGAAAGAGAGUAGGGUGUAGUAGUAGAGAGAUUGCUUAUCUCUCUCUGUGGCGAUGGCUAUGCUUGACCUUGCCUUCUAGUUCAUGGUACACAUGCCUGCCUCUCACACUGGCCCACUGCUUCACACCCAAGGGCAUAAAUAAAAGUCACUCUCUAAACUUUGCCAUGCCACAAAGACCUGGGCCCAAUCUGUGAACCUGAUUCGGCUCUGGCAUGGGGAUUUGGAAAAGCUUCCCAUGUGAUUCUGACAUGCACCUCCAUUAGGUACAUUUGGCUGCAACUUUUUUAAAAAAUGAGGAGUCCAGAGUCUUCUACAGUCCCUUGAGCAGGGAUUUGCACACAGAAGACACUCAAUAUCUUGUUAUUGAAUACAGUAGAUACCAAUAUAGCCCUCUGGCCAACCUAGAGAGAGCUUGUAAGGCAUUUCCCCUUCAGUUCCAGAUGCAACUUCAAUGAUCUAUUUGCCAAUGGGGCAGUAGAUCUGGAGGAGUUUAUCGGUCUAGGGAACAGCCGGGGCCUAGUUUUAAUAAUGAGGCCAGUAGCACCUGCUGGACAGGGCUGGGCAGCACACCAGUGAAGGGAAGGGGCUCCCAUGGACCUACCUGCCAGCCUACAGGUGGGGCCACUACUCACCACUGAUGAGAGAAACAGCAUAAGGAAGAGAUAAUGAGGUACUUUGUGGAAUCAGAGCUAAGCCUAUGGGCUUCUAGUUGGCCUAAUCUUUCAAACACAGCUUCACACUGAUUCUUAACAUUUUGUUCAACUUUUAUUCAGAGGGCAGGCUGAGCCAGGGAGCAAAAAGGCAAAGGACUCCUACUCACAUACCCACUUAGCAAAACCAAAGCACCUUGGGCUUUGAACCCACCCUUCUUAGAAGGCAGGUUUGGGGGUUGAGGCCCCUUGAGAAGCUCACUUCACCCUCUCCCCAUGCCAUCCCAUUCCUACCCAUCCCGAGAUGCUUCUCUUGUAUUUCUUUCAGCACAUCCAGCCAUCUCCCUGGGAGCGUUUCAUAUCUGACUCUUUAUACUUCCAGUGAUGUUUUGGCAUCCCUAAUAGACAGGCUCCCAGGGCAGUCUUUAAUCAGGAGUCUUCCCCUAAUCUAGCUCCUCAAGAACCCAAGGGAAGAGGCACAAAGAUAAGUAUGAAUAGGAAGAUAGAAGGGUAACCCAGUCAGAGAGGGAGUGGUGGAUGAGACUGCUGAAAAGGAGUUGCCAGAGAGUUGCACACCACGAGCCACGCUGUCUGUCCCUGACCAAAACCUCCACUGGCCACCACCUCCUGGGCUUUCCCUCCCUCCACCCACGGAAACCACUGCUCAAUCUCAACUGGACUCUUGCAGGCCUAUCUCUCCCUCCAAACAGAGGUGUGCUGGUCACAGGGCUGCAGACCUCUAACCACUCCUGGAACACAAAAAACCCACAGUGGUUCUACAGCAUUUACACCUCCACUUUCCCUCAGACAGAAUCCAGAAGAGAAGAACCUCGCUGAUCUCUGAGCAGAGCAUGUCUCCAAGCUCAGGCCAGCCCCAGACCUCCAAUGGCCUCAAAUGGAGUGGAAAUCCCUCAAAGGCACAAACCCAGUUCCUACCAUCUCCCUCAGUGCCUGGCAAUGUUCGUGGUUGGUUGAGUGAGUUAACAGGAGACCAUCUUUUGGCUUUUUUUCUACCUCUGUUUCCUCUUACUAUACUUGCCUACAUCUCAUCUUCUGGUCAACACCAGGUACUCACCCCAUGAGCUUCUUGUGAACUUGUCUGGGGCCCACAGGCCCAAAUAUCAUCUUUUUUGUUUGGAAUUAAGCUUUGUUGAACUUUUCACAGGUUUCAUUUGUGCAACUGCCUGUGAUGGGACAAAAAAGUCCACAAACAUGGAAACCCGGUCUAAAGAGGUCCAAAGUAAACUGUCUGUGGAGUCGAAUGGCAUUUGAGCCCUGGACCUAAACUCCAAAUCCAAGCUCUUUCCCACUGUGACCUUGGGCCUCUCGAGGCUCAGUUUCCUCAUCUAUAAACUGUAGAGAAGCCAAUAACAGACUCACCCACACUAUGAGGGUGUGCAUGAGGUCAUGUAUGUAAGAGUACUUGCUUUGUUGAUCAUUCUGUCCCAGAUAAGUAUGAAUUAUUAUGCAUCAUUUCAUUAAACAAGAAAGCUUCACUGUGUUAUAUGCACAAGUAAAA